UGCUUGCGCCACUUUCGCACCGUUUUCUCCACACUUCCAAUGGGACCAGACGACUGAGGUCAGCCUGUUGCAUGCUUUUAACCCGGAGCCGCAGCCAUGGACUGUUGCGCAUUUGGUUCGGUGCGCUUGUUGCUCCCUGGAUAUUUACGCAUCGCGCUGCUGUGUGUUGUGCAGUUAGGAGCGUUCGCGCAGCAUGCUCCAGAGUGUUUCCCGGGAGGUCAUCGGACUUUGCGUAAUCCCUACCGCAGCGUCGACUUUGACUCCACAGAGAUCCAGAACACAGCGAUCCAGGACCUGAUCUGUGACCACUCGCUGUCGCCAGGCUGGUACAGAUUCAAGAUCAACAACAAGCCGGCGGAGAUGCCAACCACCUGCGUCGAGAUGAACCGCUGCGGGACGCAGGCGCCGGUGUGGCUGUCACUGAAGGACACCUCCCUGCCUCGGCCCGGUGAGGUCCGCCAGCUCUCCGCCUGCGCCACCUGGCAGUUUUUCCAGGGCAGCACCAAAGACUGCUGCCUCUUCCGCAUUCCCGUCACAGUGCGAAACUGCGGCGAGUUCCUGGUCUACUACCUGCAGCCUACGCAGGGAUGCAUGGGAUACUGCGCUAAAGUUGCUCCAGAUUUGGGAUCCAGACUCUGCCCACCCGGUGAGGUGGAAGUCAACGGCCGAUGCAAAGCUGCUGUGCCGUCCCUGCCGUCCCGGCCUGUGAUCACCCCGGAGCUGAUCGGCCACAGCGUCCACUUGAGGUGCUCCUUCAUCCCGCCGCCGUGGAGCCAGCCGCUGGGCUUCCAGGUGGUUUGGGCCAGACACAUCGGCCACAGCAUGAAGGCUGAGAUCAGGCAGGAAUCCACAUUGAAGCCCUUCUCGUUGGUGGAGAUGGAUGGCGUUCACUUCAGGCUUGGGGAAAUGUUCUCCUGCAGUGUGUCGACUUUCAGAGCCAACUCCAGCCACGGCAGAUCUACUCCGAAAGAAAGUGAGAGUUUCUAUGCUGGACUGAAGUUUUCUCCAGAUUUGCUGUACAUAGCGGAGAACAGUAAGGAGCAUGAAGUGACCGUUCACAGCACUGUACCUAUCCCCUGCUACGGCCCCGACCACGGCCACCAGUGUGGAGUCCCUCUGGCUCUGAGUGUCCAUGAUCCAGACAGUCUCAGACAUGAGGCCUCCAAUGUGGUGCUGUCUGCCUGCCAGGUGGAGCUCCAGCCAACUGCCUGCAGUGAUGGCAGCUGCGGCCAGGCAACGUUUUUUGUCACUGCCGUCACCGAUUUCACACGUGAUGGGAACCGGCCGAGCCUGAUUGGUGCUCUGCCCGGACCCAGUGCUCCACGACUCUGGAGGACCUACACCCCAAUUUCACUGAAGGUCACGGUUCAGGACGUUCCUACUUCCAUCUGCUACUCCCUGACUGACCCACAUGUCAUUACCUUGGAUGGCAGGCGUUAUGAAAACCAUCAGACUGGCACCUUCGUACUUUACCAGAGCCUCACUAGGGAGUUUGAGGUCCACUCUCGCCAGUGGGACUGUGGCAGCCGACACUAUGCAGUCGCCUGCAACUGUGGCAUGGCGGUGCGAGAGGGUAAUGAGGUAGCUGUCUUCGACAUGUGCAAUGGUCAACCGCAGGAAACAAGGCCUCGGCUCACCCUGAAGAACCUGGGCGAUGAUGAUAGCAAGGGCAGCCGGGUCAGGGUGCUCGAAACCUACCAGGGAAAGAAGGUCACCUUGAUCUUUCCCUCCGGGGCCUUUGUUAGGGCCGAUGUUGACGAUUGGGGGAUGAGCCUGUCCAUCCGGGCACCCAGUGUUGACUACGGCAACACGCAAGGCCUCUGUGGCACCUUUGACCGCAAUGGCAACAAUGACUUCCGUGGCUCUGAUGGUGACUCGUAUGGCCCUGACGAUCUACAUCGCUUUAUAGAGGACUGGAGGAUAGCUCCUGGUGAGAGUUUAUUUGACAAGACGCCUCCUGGGACAAGGCAAGAGGUCAGACGGCCUUUCUGUCAGUGCCAAAAAGGAUACAGCACUUCUCAUCAUGCUGGCAGAGGGAUGGGGAACCUCUACAAUCCUUCCGCUCACUCCGACUGCAUCGCUUAUGAUAAUGUGGAUUACACAUCUGUGUUCCCCUAUAUGGACACAACACUGGAAUACAUCAAGAGUGCAGAAAAAGAGGAAAGCAUACUGAAUAUGUCUUCCUUCAACAGCCAUCCUCUUGAGAGGAGGAACCUUCAGUUUCACAGUGAGAAGAAGCAACACAUUGACAGUGAUGAUAAACUGGAUGUUGAGUUCAGGGAGGACCUUCUGCUUUCUGUUGACAGACCGAAGAGACAGGCAAUGUUUGAAUUCCAGCCUGUCUUCACCACUCAAAGCCUCAGCCAGGUCGAUUUGGAGAGCCUCGCCUACUUCUUCCCUGAGGAUCACCUGGCGGAGGCCCGACCGGAGGUGCAGCCUCAGUGGCCCACGCCGAGCGGCCUGACCUCAGCCAAAGCUCUGGAGGUAUGCCAGAUGGCUUUAGCCAACUCCACUGUUGGAGUAGUGUGCCGGGGGCUGUUGGGACGCCGCCUGGACGAGGCUGUGGAUCUCUGCAUCCUGGACCUGCAGCUGAAAGAUGACCUGGGCUGGGAGGAGGCAUUGCUGCCAUACUUGGAGAACGAGUGUGAGAGGAGGCUGUUGGAAAACCGGACCCAGAGAGCAUUGGAGCUGGCUAGUUCACCAGGAAUGUCUGGAGAAGUGGUGGCGGCGCUACGCUGCCCCAACUUCUGCAACGGAAAUGGAGAGUGUACAGAGUGGGGCUGCCAGUGCCAUCGCAGCUACAGCUUCUAUGACUGCAGCCUUGCCAUAAGCCAGCCAGUUGAAAUAACAGAUUUGGAGAAUGGUGGACUGUGUGAUAUCCGAUCAUAUGACUGUCGCAACGUUCGGGUCUUUGGCCUCGGCUUCAUUGACUCCCCUGACCUGAGCUGUCAUGCCACCAGAUUGAAGUACAUGAACGGAGUUUGGGUUCCAGGCGAAAAACAGAGAACAAAAGCCACCUUUCUCAGCUCCAAGGCUUUAGACUGCGCCGUCCCAUCCCUGAGCAACACAGCCGUCAAUACUGAAGACUUCAUGAUGGAUGACAAACCAUAUGCACGCUGGGAGAUUAAGGUGACCAAUGAUGGUUCCCAGUACAGCCAAGCCAAGGUGCUGACAAUCUAUGAUGGUGUUUGUCAGGUCUGCGAGGCGUCACGCUCAGGACUCUGUAAGUUAAAGGACCGGACAUGUAACAUCGACGGGAUGUGUUUUGCAGAGGGAGACUCCAAUCCUAGCAGCCCUUGCCUCCUCUGUGACCCAGACACCUCCAAAUUCACCUGGUCUGUGAACCAAGUCAACGAGCCGCCGGCCUUCCACCGACCUCAGGCUGACCUGCGGACAUUUGCCGGGGAGAACUUUGUCUUCCAGUUUGCGGCAUCAGACCCCGAAGGCUCGGCGCUCCUCUUCCAGCUGGAGGAGGGACCAAAGGGGGCUAUCCUUUCCCCGGCCGGCCUCCUCAUCUGGAGGGUUCCAAUGCUUCCUGAGCAGGAAGGACGUCAGUCGAGCCGCUCCUUUCGCUUCACGCUGUCGGACGAGUGCAACGCCCAAAGCAGCUUCGUCAUCCAGAUCGAUGUCGUGCCAUGUGGCUGUCAGAAUGGAGGCUCAUGUGUGACCGAUGUCAACUUCCCCGCCGGCAGUGGGAAGUACCUGUGUGUAUGUCCUGAGGGGAAGCAGGGUGACCUCUGUGAUGAGGAUGUAGACGAAUGUUUGUCUUCUCCAUGCUCGGUCGGCGUGUGCAUCAACACGGCUGGCAGCUACAGAUGCAAAUGUCCUGCAGGGCUGAGAGGUGUAACAUGUCUGCAAGAUAUCAAUGAGUGUGAAAGGAAACCCUGCUUUCCAGGAGUCCAGUGCUUCAACAGCUUUGGCUCCUACGGCUGCGGCCCCUGCCCCAAAGGCAUGCUGGGAAAUGGGACAACAUGUGUGGCAGUCGUGAGGCCAGCCACCAUCACUCCCACAUCUGCUCCUCAUACAACUGUCUACAAGAUACCAGAUGUUCGGCCGCAACCACCCAGAAUAAAGACAGACACUUUCCGGAAGACCUCGAGUGGUAGCUCCCCACAGAUGAGGGCCGAGGCGGGGAAGACAAUUCCAAGAAUUGACCCCAGUCGAUCACAAACUACCACUUGGAGGAGGAUUCAAGAAGUUAGCUUGAAUCCUUCCUUCACUGAAGCAGAAACUAACAAGAGCGUCAAAGCUAUUGCAUCGUCCCAAACUGAGACUGACACUUUAAAGAAGACUAAAGGAAUAAAGCUUAAUCCUUCCACAACUAACACAGACACUUUCAAGAACAUCUCAGGAAUUAGACUGGACCAAGUCAAGCCUGAUCAGUCCAAAAUCAGCAACACUAUCGCCACAACUUCCACUGCAACCCAACCGUCAAGAAGACCAGCUGCAGGAUCCGGUCAGUCUUCUGCUGUCAACGUUUCAGCUACAUGUGCCAGCAGGCCUUGCUUCCCCGGGGUUCAAUGUAUCAACCGCAGGCCGCCACACGUCGGCUACGUCUGCGGCCGCUGCCCGCCCGGCCUUUACGGCAACGGACGCAUCUGCAUGAAGAACGCCAAGGCAGCGUCCAAUCAUCUUCAUCAGCAGCAGACAGUAAGCAAGUCCAGCAGAUCCCCUCACGGAAGCAGCAGCAAGGUAUCCCAGCUCCACUUACCCGCCUUGCCCACCAGGCAUGGUAUCAAACACCUGUCGGCGUCUGUCACCAGAGCGAACCGAGAUAACGCCCCACGCCAGGCUCCCGCUUCAGGGCGGGGAGGAGGGACGGGGAGGAGGGAGGCGGUCACUGUCACUUCCAGAGAUGUUCCCAGAACAUCAGUUGGCGCUCUCCAUUUCAGUGCAAACACUCACAUCACCCGACAAAGUUCCAACCUCAGAUCAGACGCCAGGACAUAUGGCAGAUCUAGUAUCACCACCUCCAGGGAGUCUGCGGCUCCCCAUGUGACCGUCUCCAAGCAGUCUGGAGGAGCGUUGACAGGUGCAACACCGGCCAAGGUAACUCCUCCGGCUCCUCACCUCUCCACUGAGUCUGGUGAAGUGAUGCAGCACAAAAAAACAACUCAGCCGCAGCUCAACCACCUGGCGUCCACCCAGGUCAAACCCUGGACCCCUCCAAGAUCCGCCCUCCCGCUUACAGCAGCCCUCACCGCCCUGUCUUAUUCGCUGUCCGAGUCUGAGUACUCUGCAGAUGGAGACGAAACAGAGCCUGGUUCUGAAGAUCAAGAGCUGCCGCCAGUGAUCCCAGCACUGACCCUCACAACGCCAGGCAAGACGGUCUACAGCUCCCCCCUGCAGAGAGCGACCCCCAUCCAGCCAGGAGUUAGGAGUGCUACAACAGCAGAGAAACACAUGAUGUCAUGUGCUGACCGGCCGUGUUUUCCUGGCGUCCAAUGUGAACCAGCCAUGGAUGGAGGUUUCCACUGUGGGAGGUGUCCUGUUGGAUACACCGGAGAUGGACGGGCCUGUCGAGCUGUUUGCAGGCAUACAUGCGGGAGGAACAUGGAGUGCGCGGCGCCAAAUACGUGUCGCUGCAAACCGGGCUACACUGGAUUCGACUGUCAGACAGCAAUUUGUGAGCCGGAGUGUAUGAACGCAGGAGCUUGCAUUGCUCCGGGUGUGUGUCAGUGUGUCGGGGGUUUUCAUGGAGAAACCUGUCAGGAAGCUCUGUGCAGGUUACCUUGUGAAAACGGAGGCACCUGUGUUGGACUGCAGACUUGUUCCUGUCCUUAUGGUUUUGUUGGACCUCGGUGUGAAACCAUGGUGUGUAGCCGCCACUGUCACAACGGAGGCCAGUGUGUGUCACCGGACGAGUGCAUGUGUCCAUCAGGCUGGACUGGACGAACCUGUGAGAUAGCUCUUUGCUCUCCGGUCUGUCUGAACGGAGGUCUGUGCGUUCGGCCGAACACCUGCGACUGUCCUCACGGUUUCUACGGCGCACAGUGUCAGAACGCCGUCUGCAGUCCUCCCUGUAAGAACGGCGGUCUGUGUAUGAGGAACAACGUCUGCUCCUGCGUGCAGGGAUACAUCGGGAGGCGCUGUGAGAAAAGUGUGUGCGAGCCCAUGUGUAUGAACGGCGGCAGGUGUGUGGGCCCAGAUGUUUGUGAUUGUCCGUCAGGUUGGCGAGGAAAGAGAUGUGAUAAACCCAGCUGCCUGCAGAAGUGUCUGAACGGAGGCGAGUGUGUGGGUCCCAACAUCUGCCAUUGUGCGGCGGGAUGGCAAGGCAUGCUGUGUCAGAUCCCUCACUGUGAGCAGAGGUGUCUAUACGGCAGCCGCUGUGUCCGACCAAACGUCUGCGCCUGCCGGAGUGGAUACUCAGGUUCUCUCUGCUCCAAGAGGCUCCCUAUUGCUCAAGGCUGACACCAGCUAAUGACCAGCAAACACCAAACAGCUGGAGUUCAAUCAGAACCGAUAAAAACCGUGAUCCAGAGCCAUCAGAAUAAAGCAUCGUCUGAACAAAACCCAAAAAAAACAAAAAACAAAACAACAAAGUGACCUGACUCUCUCUGCUUCUCGUUCAGCUGCAAAGUUCCAGGAAAUCACACACAGUUGUUUUUCUUUUUUUUUUUUGGAAA
Molecule: messenger RNA, 6626 nt
Organism: Thunnus maccoyii (southern bluefin tuna)
Lineage: Eukaryota; Metazoa; Chordata; Actinopteri; Scombriformes; Scombridae
Product: von Willebrand factor D and EGF domain-containing protein
Exons: 33
Coding region: 97-6411 (2104 amino acids)
Biological process (GO): anatomical structure development
Cellular component (GO): extracellular region; cell surface
Molecular function (GO): calcium ion binding; signaling receptor binding
Source: RefSeq, a predicted model, not a curated record